AUGGCUCUCUUCAAAAUCCCAAGAAGCUAUCUGCUUCUCUCUUCUCCGCACACCUACAACUGCUGCUACUGCUUACGCUUCUCCUCCGCCACCACCACCGCAACCGCAGCCGCAACCAAUUGGUACUCGCUCCCGCCAACUUCUCAAAAUGAAGACCCAAAACUCUCGGCUAUCUCCCACGCCAUCAAAAACCACUCUCAGUCUCUCGACUCCUCCUCCUCGCUCAGAAAGCUCCUCCCUUCCCUCACAGCCCGCGAUGUUAUCAACCUCAUCAACCUCAACCCCCACUCUCUCUCCCCUCUCUCUCUCCUCUCCUUCUUCGACUGGCUCUCUUCUCACCCCACAUUUCGCCACACCGUCCAAUCCUACUGCACCAUGGCCCACUUCCUUUGCGCUCACCAAAUGUACCCCCAAGCCCUCUCCCUCCUACGACUCGUCGUUUCUCGCAGGGGAAAGGACUCUGCGUCUUCCGUGUUCGCUUCGAUUCUCGAAACUAGAGGUACCCAUCAGUCCAAUUAUGUGUUUGAUUCUUUGAUGAAUGCGUAUUUGGAUUCUGGGUUUGUUUCCGAUGCGUUUCAGUGCUUUAGAUUGAUAAGGAAGAAUAAUUUUCGAAUCCCAUUUCAUGUUUGUGGCUGUUUGCUUGAUAAAAUGUUGAAGUUGAACUCGCCUGUGAUGGCCUGGGAGUAUUUUAUGGAGAUUUUGGAUGCUGGGUUUCCACCACAAGUGUACGCUUUCAAUGUUUUGAUGCACAAAAUGUGUAAAGAGGCUAAAAUUGAACAGGCUCAGAUGGUGUUUGAUGAAAUUGGGAAGCGGGGUUUGCGCCCGAGUGUGGUUAGUUUCAAUACUCUGAUUAAUGGGUAUUGCAAAUCCGGGAAUCUGGAGGAGGGUUUUAGGUUGAAGAGAGAUAUGGAGGAGAGCAGAACAUGGCCUGAUGUAUAUACUUACAGUGUUUUGAUCAAUGGGUUGUGUAAGGAGUGUAGGCUGGAUGAUGCAAACUACUUGUUUGAUGAAAUGUGUGAGAGGGGGUUGGUUCCGAAUUUUGUCACAUUUACGACUUUGAUUGACGGGCAGUGUAAGAAUGGGAGGAUUGAUUUGGCAAUGGAAAUUUAUCAGAAAAUGUUGGGGAGAGGUAUCAAACCAGAUGUGAUUACGUAUAAUACACUCAUAAAUGGCCUUUGCAAGGAUGGUGAUUUGAGGGAAGCUAGGAAGCUUGUUGAGGAGAUGAAUAUGACUGGGGUGAAGCCUGACACGAUCACUUAUACUACACUUAUUGAUGGAUGCUGCAAAGAAGGAGAUUUACAUUCGGCGCUAGAGAUAAGGCAGGGAAUGAUUAUACAAGGGAUUAAGCUUGACAAUGUGGCUUUCACAGCCCUUAUUUCGGGAUUGUGUAGAGAGGGAAGAACCCUUGACGCUGAAAAAAUGUUGAGGGAGAUGUUAGAUUCUGGCAUGAAACCUGAUGAUGCCACGUAUACAAUGGUCAUUGAUGGGUUUUGCAAGAAGGGCAAUGUUAAAAUGGGUUUUAAGUUGCUCAAGGAGAUGCAGAGUGAUGACUAUGUGCCAAGUGUUGUAACCUAUAACGCUCUUAUGAAUGGGCUAUGCAAGCUAGGACAGAUGAAAAAUGCUAAUAUGCUCUUACAUGCUAUGAUUAAUUUGGGGGUGGCUCCAGAUGACAUUACAUACAACAUUCUAUUGGAAGGGCAUUGCAAGCAUGGAAACCCAGAGAACUUUGAAAAGCUACGGAGCGAGAAAGGGCUUGCUCUUGAUUAUGCUUCAUAUACUUCGCUAGUUAGCGAAUUCAAUAAGUCUUCCAAGGAUCGUCGAAAGAGAUGAUUGGAGCAAGUUGCUGGAAAUUGGUGCUCUCAGUUUAUCAAGUCUUGUUGGUUUAGUAAUUAGUUCCUAACUUGAUAAUGAUUUCAAGUGACUCAUAUCGACUGUAAGGUACAGAUGACUCGAGAAAAUUCCCUAUACACAUUACAAUGGCAAGGAUUUUUCUGACAGAAGUAAACUGCGGGAAAAAGUCCAGGCCCAUUGGAAAUACUAGCAUUUGGAGAAAUCCUUUUCUAUUCAAAUGUCUAGAAAACCAAAGGAUGUUCGGAGAGAAAAGGAAAUCCAUAAAACGCUAAAGUAUGGAAGGAGAUGUUUUGGCAUUUUACGGAAAGACCAAAUCUGCCAAAGAAUGAAAAGAUUAUCAGAAUUGCAUCCAUACAAGGAAUCAAAUCUCUUCUUGACUUACUUUUAUCCCAUGUUACCAUAGCAUAGCUAAUGCUCAUGGCCUUCAUAUUGCAUAUGCCUGUUUUGGUUUUCUUUUUUAUGGAAAAAUAGCAAUACGUCUAGUACCCUGUACUCCACAAUGACUCUUGAGAUUCAGCUUCAUUCUGUGAUAAAUGCCUUGAUGCUGACUCUCCUAUAUAUGUGAGUUCGCUUUCUUUCUUUAUAAUGUUUGUGCUGCCCUCAAUGAACACACUAAAUUAUAUUUGGAAUUCUUUUCGAGGCUGAUAUCAUUGGUGGCAGCAGUUAAUGCAUUCUCUCAUGUGGAUGGUCUAGAAGGCUUCAGUAGGUGUGCUAUCAGACGGUCAUGUAAAACCAUUUUGUGAAUGACAAUGAAUUAUGCUGAGAAUAAUUGAGGGAAUAGUUGACUUGGCAAUCAAGUUAAUGAAAUCUCUAGGACUCUUGGUGCCUUAAGGAAAUAAACAUAUUGGAGUCCUAAUUACAUGCAAUCAAUUAUGGACCUUUAUUAAGUAAAUACAAGGAAUAAGAGCCAUGAUGGGACUCUAAUUGAUUAAAUAUGAUUUGGGUUGAUAUCCUUUCCGAUAAUAGGGAGGAAUUGGUUGAAACCCUAGCUAUAUAACCAAGGAGCAGUCCCUGCUUCCAUACCAACUGAAACUCAUGAAAACUACAAGCCUAUUUAUAGUAGAGUUCAUUGAGAGGUACUAGAAGUAGAAGACUACUUCUACUUUGUUGCAAGGAUCAAUGGCUUCAUCUUCAUAACCAUGUGUUCCGUAUUCUACAGAUAAGUUUAAUGUAAUUAGUCAAUCUCUAUUUUAUAUUGAUUUGAUUUAUUCGUGAUCCUAAUGUCUUGUUGUUGUGAUUUCAGAAUAUAUUUUACAGGUCAAUGCAUGAAUAAUACAAUGUUGUCAGUUUCCUCGUAUUGAAGCUUGGUAUGGUAUGAGGGCUUUUUGUUUGUGAAUAUUUCUCUUAGAUUUAGUUAUAAGACCGUUCUAGUACUUGUGAUCAUCUGGCUUCUCUGUACCAACUUACAGUUUAUCAUACUGGGUCAUAUUCUGCAUUUUUCAAUGCAGGCUUCGUAUCUAGAAGCAAAUGUCCUAUACCUAAGGCCUUUGUAUGGUAGGUCUAGUAAGGUUGCCUGAGACGUGGGUAAAAUUUUUCAUGUUCGGAUUUACUAUGUCUUUAUUUCCCAGUACUUUUUGUUAUGAAUCCCUUGUUACUAGUUAGCUGACAUACGAUCGACGGUAUGGAUAUUUACUUGACAUGGCUUUGCUGUAGCAUAAGGAUGUGAGGAUUUUGAACAGAUGAUUUGGAAAGGGAAAUGAGGUUUUGGAAAA
Molecule: messenger RNA, 3563 nt
Organism: Malus domestica (apple)
Lineage: Eukaryota; Viridiplantae; Streptophyta; Magnoliopsida; Rosales; Rosaceae
Source: RefSeq, a predicted model, not a curated record